GGCCAACUUCCUGCUUCUCCAGCCGCGGUGAGCUACCAGCGGACCGCUUCCUCCAGGCAGUUGUGGUUAGCACCUUCUCUCCGGACUGAUCAGGAAAGGGGAAGCAAGAAUGUCUGCUUUGGGGGCUGCAGCUCCGUACUUGCACCAUCCGGCUGAUAGUCAUGGUGGCCGAGUCAGUUUCCUAGGAGCCCAGCCUUCUCCAGAAGUGGCGGCAGUGGCUCCGCUCAUGAGGGACUUGGACAGGAGCACCUUCAGAAAGUUGCUGAAGCUUGUCGUCGGGGCCCUGCAUGGCAAAGACUGCAGAGAAGCCGUGCAACAGCUUGGUGCCAGUGCUAACCUGUCGGAGGAGCGGCUGGCUGUCCUGUUGGCAGGCACACACACACUGCUGCAGCAGGCUCUCCGGCGGCCCCCUGCCAGUCUGAAGCCAGAAGCCUUCCAGGACCAGCUCCAGGAGCUUGGCAUUCCUCAAGAUAUGAUUGAAGAUUUGACCAGUUUGGCAUUUGGGAGUCAGCGCCCACUUCUCGACUCUGUGGUCCAACAGCAGGGGUCCUGGCUGCCUCACCUGUCUGACUUCCGGUGGCGGGUGGAUGUGGCCAUCUCCACCAGUGCUCAGUCCCGCUCCCUGCAACCCAGUGUUCUCAUGCAGCUGAAGCUCACGGAUGGGUCCGCACACCGCUUUGAGGUACCCGUGGCCAAAUUCCAGGAGCUGCGGUACAGUGUAGCCUUGGUCCUUAAGGAGAUGGCCGAACUGGAGAAAAAGUGUGAGCGCAAACUGCAAGACUGAACCCUGGUAGUGGGUGCUGAAACUGGUACCAGAGCUCCCAGCCCCCAGGUCAUGAGGCCCACCUCAUCUGAGGGACUGCGUGUAAGGAUGUAUUUUGUUGAAGGGACAAGACAGCUGUGACUUUUGGACUUUUUGGGUUUUUUAUGAGUGAACUGUGGGCAUAGUGGCACAAUUUAUAAUCUCAGCACUUGGAAGGGUGAGGCUGGAGAAUGGUUGAGUUUAAGGGCAGUCUGGGUUACACAGAAGAUUCUGUUUUAAACUAAAGAGGUAAAGCAACUAUUAAAAGCAUGUUCAUGGGCUGGAGAAAUGGCACAGCGGUUAAGAGCACUGGCUGCUCUUCCAGAGGUCCUGAGUUCAAUUCCAGGCAACCAUAUGGUGGCUCACAACCAUCUUUAGUGAGAUUUGGUGCCCUCUAUUGGCCUGCAGGUAGACAUACAGGCAGAACA
Chionomys nivalis (European snow vole) is the source of this 1230-nucleotide messenger RNA. It is a transcript of the gene Commd5, whose product is annotated as COMM domain containing 5. Gene Ontology annotation, cellular component: nucleus. Bases 110 to 784 code for a protein of 224 amino acids. The record is from RefSeq and is a predicted model, not a curated record. The transcript has 2 exons. NCBI's taxonomy places the organism in Eukaryota, Metazoa, Chordata, Mammalia, Rodentia, Cricetidae.